AUGCGUGGCAUGGGGCUGUGUGUGUACUUGGCUUUGUUGCUGGUGAUGAGCGCACUGUGCCAGAGGAGGGGGUUGGGCUAUCCACGGGAACAGCCAGAGGAGGAAGGUGAUGGGGACCUGAUGCCCAUUGACGUUCUGAACAAGAGUGGCAUCCUGGGGUCCUUGCUGGCCCCCGAAUAUCAACCUGUUGUGCGUGGGAGCAGAUCCCAGCGCCCUGCUCCCCUGGCCCCAAAAAGAAGCCCCCAGGGGUCGCGUUUUGCUCUCUCACUGGAUGUUCCCACCAGCAUCCUCAGCGCCCUGAUAGACCUGGCCAAGAACCACGAAAUGCGCACCAAGGCUGCCGCCAAUGCUGAGCUGAUGGCUCGUAUUGGGAAGAGGAAAUGA
This is a messenger RNA of Megalops cyprinoides (Indo-Pacific tarpon), 384 nucleotides long. Its product is annotated as urocortin-3-like. The transcript has a single exon. Gene Ontology annotation, biological process: digestion; hormone-mediated signaling pathway; adenylate cyclase-activating G protein-coupled receptor signaling pathway. The record is from RefSeq and is a predicted model, not a curated record. Gene Ontology annotation, molecular function: corticotropin-releasing hormone receptor 2 binding; hormone activity. The coding region runs from base 1 to 384 and encodes 127 amino acids. Gene Ontology annotation, cellular component: extracellular region. NCBI's taxonomy places the organism in Eukaryota, Metazoa, Chordata, Actinopteri, Elopiformes, Megalopidae.